Messenger RNA from Plasmodium relictum, 3405 nucleotides. Its product is annotated as conserved Plasmodium protein, unknown function. The record is from RefSeq and is a predicted model, not a curated record. NCBI's taxonomy places the organism in Eukaryota, Apicomplexa, Aconoidasida, Haemosporida, Plasmodiidae. The coding region runs from base 1 to 3405 and encodes 1134 amino acids. The transcript is spliced from 2 exons. Gene Ontology annotation, molecular function: zinc ion binding.
AUGAGUAACUCAGAAGAAAUAGAUGAAGGAAACGAAGAUUUUAAAAAAGUAUAUGAUAGAAUAGUAAUAAAAAACAGAGUAUUAAAUGAAAAAGAUAAAAAUCAUAUAAAUAAUAUAUUUGAGAUAAGUAAAAUUAAUGAUUACAACUUAAUUAUGUAUUAUGAAUAUAUAUUAAAGUUGUCUUUUUUUAGUAGUAAUGUGAAUAUUUUAAAUAUGUAUAAAUUAGUUAAAUCUCAUUAUGAAAAAAAAUUCGAAGAAGUAGCAAAAUGCUUAAAGAGCAAUAUAUUAAUUAGCUUACUAGAUACUAAUGGAAUUGACACAAAUGGAAAUGUAAUUGAAUAUUUUUUAAAAAAUUAUGAUCAAAUAAAUAAAUUUGAAUAUAUAAUUGGAAACGCAAAUUAUCCAUUAGGAUUUGAAAAGAACACUAAUGGCAUAUUUCAAGUUUUUUUAUUUAAAAUUAUUCCUAACAAAACUCUUUUAUUAAAUAAAAAUAAUUAUCAUUUUAUGAUGAAAGAAGAAAUACCUCAUAAUUAUGAUUCUAUUGCUAUAGAGAAAAGUUUAUAUUAUGAAAAGAAUAAUUCACAGGAAAAAAAAAACAGUUAUAAAAAAAAUAAUAAUAGUACAUAUAUAAAUAGUAAUGGAUAUUAUAGUUAUAUAUAUAAAGUAAAAAGUUCAGAACAAAUACUACCUUUAUAUUUAAUUGAAUUUGAAUUCAAAUGUUUGCGUAUUGAUGUUAGCAUUCCUUCAUGUGAAUAUUGUUAUACUGCCAAAGCAAUAUUCUAUUGUUAUAAUGACAAAGCUCAUUUGUGUGAUACUUGCGAUAUAAAACACCACGAAAAAAAUAAAAUUUUAAAAAACCAUAAGAGAAUUCAUGUAUCUGAAUCACCAUAUCAAUUUGGUAAAUGUCCCUAUCAUCCUCACGAAUUAUUAGAAAAUGUUUGUAUGAAAUGUUUCUGUAGUCUCUGUUCAAAUUGCUUAUUGAUAGGUAAUCAUUCCAGUAUCAGUCAUCGCAAUCAUCCAAUAACAAACAUAAAAGAUGCCUUUGUUUUGUCAAAUAGAAAGAUGUCUAUAAGUGAAAUAAAUUUAGAAAAUAGAAAAUCAAGAAUACUAAAUUUAUUAAAAAAGAAACAUAAGCUAUUAUCUGAAAUUUAUUCUAAUUAUGCAUCUUUGCAAAAGAGAAUUGAUACUUUGUAUAAAUAUAUUAUAAAUGAAUUAAAGACAGUAAAAAAAAAAAAAGUAGAUUUCUUAAUGGCUCUUAAAAGAUCUAUUUUAUCUGAAUUAUUAGUUAUUGAAUGGGUAGAAGCUUUUUUCUUUCAUACCAAGUUAUCUUUGAAUUUAUCAGAUUUUAUUUCAUAUCAAAAAAAACAUGAUCUUCUUACUCAUUUCUUAACAUUAAAAGAAAAAGAAAUAAAUUUAGUCAAAUAUACUCCUCAAUGGAUUUUUCAGAAAGUUUUUAUUCAUUCUAACUUAUAUAUUUAUGAGGAUAAUUUUUACAAAUUAAAUUUAAGUAAUAAUAAAAACUUAGAUUUAAUGAUAAAAGAUAAAAAAAAUAAAGAAAAUAUCUUAAAAAUUAAUGAAAAUAAAUUAGAAUCUAUUUAUAAUUUCAGUAAUAUAUUUAACAAUAAAAAUAUGCACUUAGGAUUAUAUGAAGAUAUGAAGUUAAGUAACAUAUCAAAUGGACUAGGUAAAGAAGAUGAAAAUAUAAAAUAUUCUAAAUUAAUUUCUAAAGAUAACAAAAAUGAUUAUUUUUCAACAGAAAAAAAUAUUUACGAUAUAAAUGAAAAUGAUAUAAUAAAGGAAAUACAUGAAGAUAAAAUUCUAGGAGAUAAUGAUAAAUUAUUUAAUAAAUAUGAAAUAAAUAAGCAAAAUAUUGAUGAAAUUAUUAAAAUAAAAAAUAGUUAUUCUUUUACUAAUGAGAUAACUAAUGAUAAAUUAGAGAGUUGCAAUUUUCUCUUUAGAAUUUUCAAGAAUGAAAAAUUAUUAGAAAAAUCAGUUUUAAAAAAUUCUUAUGUUUGUAAUGAGUUAUGGAAAAAUUUCUUAAAUUACAAAUAUAUAAAUAUAAUACAUAUUUUAAAAGUAAGGUAUAGUUAUAAUACAUUAGAAUUAAUUUCCUCUUUUUUAAAUAUAUCAAAUUAUUAUGAUAGCUUAGAAGAUUUUGUUAAACAUAUAAUUAAACAUGAAAUAUAUACUCUGUUACAUAAGAAUAUUGAUUAUCACACGAAAAUAAAGGUUACCCAAUUAUUAGAUAAUGUUACUACUUUACUGUGCAUUCAAAAUUUAAAAUUAUCAUUUAUUAUUGAUAAACAUGUACAAAUGUGUUUUUCUGAGAUAGAAAAAAAUGAAAAGAAACUUUUAAUAGAUAUUGAAAAUAUAAAAAAUGAUAAUGAUGAAUUAUAUAAAGCAUUUUUAGAUCAAAAAGAAAAAUGUAAAUUAAAUACAAAAAAUAAAAAUUCCGAAAAUGUAAAACUAAAAAAAAAUAAUUUCAUUGAGGAAUUAGAAAAUGAAUUAAAUAAUGAACAACAAAUAAAAGAAAAUCAAGAAAAUGAGCUCAAUAACAUAGAAAAUGGAAAUCAAAUGUUAUCAAAAGAGCAUAACAUAUUAGAAGAAGAAAAAUCAUUAACAAAUGAUAAAUGGUUAAAAGAUAAGCUUCAAAAAAAAAUUAAUGAAGACGUAUAUAAAAAAGAAAAGGAAGAAUUGUCAAUGUUAAAAAAAAUUAAAGAAUAUAUGUAUGUUUAUAUAGAAAAACUAAUAAAUGAUAUAACAAAUAUAGCACAUAAAGAUUUAAAUGAAAGUAUACGAUUUUUAUUUUAUUUAAUACAUGACGAAAUUGAUGGGAUAAAUAAGAAUAAAAUAAAUGAAAAAAAGUUAAGCAUACAUACUUUAACAUUAUGUUUAGAUUUAUUUAUUAAUUCUAUUAUAUACCCAUAUAUAUUUUAUGUUCAUGAACAAAAUAUAAAUAAAUCUCUAAUUAAAAAUAGCUUAUACAAAAAGGUUAUAAUUAUAUUUGGUCAAACACUAAGAGAAAUUUCCAUUUUUAUUUUUCAAAUAUACAAUUUGGGUAUGUAUGAUAAUAAUAUAAAAGUUUUUAUAAAUAAUAUUAAAAAUAAUAAAUUACUAAAGAAUAAAAUGACUAAUGAAAAUAUGUUUUUUCUAGAUGUUUCUCAAAGGCUUUUUAAUUGGAUUAUUAAAAACUUAGAAUCACCACGUUAUUAUUCUCCACUUAAAUGGAAUUUUAAUGAACAAAUAGAAAAAAGCUAUCAAAGAAUAGCAAGAGAAAUUAUAAAUAUUGACAAAUCAUCGGAAGCUUUUUGUAUUAAUGAAAAUGUAGAUUAUAAUAUAUUGUUUAGUACAAAAAAUUUUAAAGAUAUUUUAACACUUUGCUAUUCCUUAACAGGUGAUACUUGA